AUGGCCACAGAGCCAAUUCCGUACGAUACCCCGGCUCUUAAGCCGCCGGCUGGAAUUGAGUCCAACUUUAUAGAUCCACCAUCUUUGCAUGCAUGGACCUUGAGUGUCGGAACCACCUGUAUGACUAUAAUGACACUCGCAGUGGCUAUACGGACAUACACCAAAGCUAUCAUCAUCAAAGAAAUGAGGCACGAAGAUUACGUGGCCAUUGUAGCGCUAGCUGGAUUUCUCGCAUGGGGAGCCAUCUAUAUUCAUCUAUCGUCUAUAGGACUGACGCGGGAUAUGUGGAACAUUCGAGCGGUUGACAUGUCACACAUGUUAUACCUGUGCAACGUUUUCCAGAUGAUCUAUCCCCCUUCCAUGGGAGCCGCCAAGUACUUCGUCUGCAUCCAGCUCAAGAGGAUCUUUAGUCCCCGACGGUCAUCUGGGGGCGCAGUCCGGUGGGCGCUGAAUGGCCUUAUUGCAGCUACAAUCAUGUACUACAUUGCCUGCUUUUUUACAUUUACAUUCCAAUGCAUACCUCGAGACAAGAUAUGGAAUCCUGAGGUUGCUGGGAAAUGCAUCGACAAUAGCGCGGGCGUCUUGUCGGCCGGACUAAUUAAUCUCCUCCUUGAUCUUGGCAUCUUGGUUGUCCCAGUCUGGGCAAUUUGGCACCUGCAGAUGCCCCUUAAGCGAAAGAUUGGCGCCAUGUCCGUGUUUGCUGUUGGGAUUUUCUUCGCAGAGCUUGUUGGAACCACAGUCGUUGGGUGUAUGCCCAUGUUUCCCCGAUUCUACGAAAAGUCGGCCUUGAUACAAGGGCCAAUAUCCACGAUUCGAUCGGUGACAUCACUACUUACGUUGAGAUCUCAGCGAUCUCAGGCUGUCUAUUCUUCCAAAAGCUCCCAGCUCUCCAGAAGACCGCCCUUUACCAAGUCAGCAAAUCCAGUUGUCGUGACAAUGGACUUUACUCGCGAUGAGAUUCGUUUGAGUCCAGAAAGCCUUGAGCUUGGAGAAGGCGAGGGGGUAAAGUCUAGCUGGAAUUCUUUCCUUGCUGUUUAA
This is a messenger RNA of Metarhizium robertsii ARSEF 23, 1038 nucleotides long. RefSeq names its product proteinrelated to integral membrane protein PTH11. The coding region runs from base 1 to 1038 and encodes 345 amino acids. The record is from RefSeq and is a predicted model, not a curated record. NCBI's taxonomy places the organism in Eukaryota, Fungi, Ascomycota, Sordariomycetes, Hypocreales, Clavicipitaceae. The transcript has 5 exons.